AUGUGUAAACAUGAUCCUAAUUCAAGAAUAACAUCAGGAGAGAUUAUCAGAAUUCUCACACCCUAUGAAGUCAAAAUAACAGAAUUUGGAAGAGCAAAGAGCUUCUAUACAGAAAAAGAAUACGAAAAAGCACUGUUGAUUUUGAAUCAAAUUAUUGAAAGUGACCCAACAAAAAGCAUUUUUCUCCAUCAGAGAUACCUCACAUUUAAAAAAUUAAAGAAUUAUGAAAAGGCAAUUGAAGAUUUGAAUAGAGCUUUAGAAUUGGAUCCCAACAAUGCAAGUUAUCUGAACAGCUUGGGUGUUUGCUACAAGGAAGGAGGUUGUGUAAAAAAAGAUUGGGAUAAGGCUAUUUCAUUAUUUGAAAGGUCUCGCAAUGGACAAGCAUUUUACAAUUUAGGAAUAAUUUACAAAACGCGUUUUUCCAAACAACCAAAGUAUAAGAAGAAAGACCCUUUAAUCGAAAGAAGAAUGAAUGAAGCAUUCUUAUUGGGUGCUGAAAAGGAUAACAAGUUAUGCCAACAAGAAUAUGGGCUCCUUUGCUUGAAUUGUAACGAUUAUUUGAAAGCAGUGGAGUGGUUGAAAAAGUCAGACACUCCACUAUCCAACACAUAUUUGGGAAAUCUCUAUAUGAAUGGUUCUACAACAGUACAAAAAGAUCCAAGAAAAGCCUUUGAAUACUAUUCAAAAUCCAACACCAUUUCAUAUCAUGCCUAUUGUUACGAAGAAGGUAUUGGAACACAAAAAGACCCACAAAAAGCUUUUAAAAUGUAUCAAGAAAAUGAAAGGUUGAUGGAUUGUAAACUUGGAAUGGGAAGAAUGUAUUUUAAAGGUUGGGAGGGAACAAACCCAGACUAUCAGAAAUCAUUCAAGUAUUGCACUGAAGUAUUCGAAUAUUGUAUAAAUACUAAGGACAAUCAAGACUUGAAAAACGAAGCAAUGUAUUACUUGGCAGAAAUGUACUAUUAUGGGAAAGGAAUACCUGAAGAUGAGCUAUUGCACCAUACUGAAAAGGCUGCUAGUUAUUACAAUUUAUUAGUUUUUGUGAAUAAGAAU
Messenger RNA from Naegleria gruberi, 1053 nucleotides. RefSeq lists its product as uncharacterized. Gene Ontology annotation, molecular function: protein binding. The transcript has a single exon. The annotation marks the transcript as partial. The record is from RefSeq and is a predicted model, not a curated record. Lineage: Eukaryota; Heterolobosea; Eutetramitea; Acrasida; Naegleriidae.